Molecule: messenger RNA, 1116 nt
Organism: Symbiodinium sp. CCMP2592
Lineage: Eukaryota; Dinophyceae; Suessiales; Symbiodiniaceae
Source: the annotation of a GenBank genome assembly
AUGGCAGAUUCUGGGUUACAGGAAUCGGCACUCAAGUUGUCGAUAUGCGCCAACUUUUCUCAUGGCUCAUGGUUAUCGGGCGAUAAGCAUGAGCGCAUGCGCGAAGCACUGUUCGCGUAUAUGGAGGAGCGCGGUUCGGAGUGGUUUGAGGAGCUCGCCGUGGAGCUGGGGUGGGAGUUCGACGGAGUGAGUGGCGAGGCCUUUCUUGAUGCCUGCACAGUGAUGCAAAGCAACGCCAUGCGCCGCCGAGGCAAAUUCGUGAAAACCAAAGCUUGGUUCGGCAUCAACAGCAGCUUCCGCGACUUGAUCGCGGCAGGAGACGAAGACGAGGCCGCGCCAGCAGAUGAAGCAGAACCAGCAGGAGCAGAAGGCAGCAGACCCAAGCAGAUCCUGACGAAACUUAGGAAAGCGCAGCUCUACAAGUACUACGCUGGCAAGGGUCCGGUGGAGCUGUUUGCCGAGUUCAUGUUGCAGGGAGACCUGCGACAGCACGCCGUCAUCCUGACAGCGGUCGGUGCUCCGCUGGAAUCCAAGUACAAAGCCGACCUGGAGUGUCAGACGAGCGGGGACAUCCAGGACAUGAUUUCUUGGUCUGUGAAUCGUGCACAGGGCCGUGCCUGGUGGACCACCACUCAGGCCAGACAGCAGUUUCACGAGCCCGGGCCAAAUAUCCGUAGCUCUAAGUUCACGAUAAUCAAACACGAAACUCGAGGCAAUCCUCGCCGUGCCCUUCACGUCAAACUUUAUAGAGGAGGUGGGACUGACCCUGCCGAUGAGACCCGCUCUGCCGACGCAGCCCCUCCAUGCUUGGAUACGUGGCUGCAUGUGUUGGAGGGUCGCCGUAGAAGCGUUUCCGCCCUGCCACCGCAUGUGCUGAUUCAGUGGAGCGACAUUUAUUCUGAAGCUGAGGAGGAGCUCCGCAUCAUGGAGGAUGCCCUGAGGUUCGCCACGUGUCUGGCCGGCAACGUGGCCUGGUCACAGGUCUGGGCAGGGAGCCUUGUCGCUGUGGGGGUAGGCUGCACACUAGAAGCAUGUUCCCUGUGUGGAGGUCCAGCACCGCUUCAGCAUGCCUGCAGCUGCCACGGUGCUAUUGGCAAACACACAGGAGGAGCGUGA